Molecule: messenger RNA, 3189 nt
Organism: Zophobas morio
Lineage: Eukaryota; Metazoa; Arthropoda; Insecta; Coleoptera; Tenebrionidae
Gene: Lpin
Product: Lipin
Exons: 10
Coding region: 217-2889 (890 amino acids)
Biological process (GO): triglyceride biosynthetic process; positive regulation of transcription by RNA polymerase II; fatty acid catabolic process
Cellular component (GO): nucleus
Molecular function (GO): transcription coactivator activity; phosphatidate phosphatase activity
Source: RefSeq, a predicted model, not a curated record
UUUAUCUGUCAGUUGCUAGUCGGUGUCGGUGGUGUUUGUUCGUGUUCGUUUUCUAGUGCCGUUUUUAAUUUAAGGGGAAACAUACAAAGUAAAUUCAAUUAAAUUAGAUCGGGCGGCGCAGGACACGUGCGCCAGGAUAACGACGACAGAUAUAAAAAACGCGCUUUUGUUUCGCGCGAUCAUUGUAGUGAGACGAGUCAGAGUGGUCACUUCAUCAUGUAUUCGAUGACGUACAAUAUUGGAAAACUGUUCAGUAAUGUGAAAGAGUUUUACAAUGAAAUCAACACGGCGACGCUGACGGGCGCUAUAGACGUGAUCGUGGUGGAACAAGAAGAUGGAAAUUACAAUUGUUCGCCGUUCCACGUCCGCUUCGGCAAGCUGGGGGUGCUCAGGAGUCGCGAGAAAGUGGUGGACAUCGAGAUCAACGGCGAACCCCAAGACAUCCACAUGAAGCUCGGCGAGAGCGGCGAGGCCUUCUUCGUCGAGGAGCUCGAGGACGACGAGAACGAGAUCCCCGAGCACCUCGCCACCUCCCCCAUUCCGGUCAGCGAGUUCGAGAACAUCUUCACGUCGCAGACGCGCCGCCGCAGCUUUACCGAGCAGCUGCCCGCCGCCUUCGAGAACCAGGUCAACGACUACACGAAGCGCCGCAACACCGCCGACAACGAGAACGCCAAGGACCGCGAGCGCGACUUCCUCAAGCGGCAGAUCGUCUUGGGCAACAUCGGCAUCGGCGAGAUGUCGGAGCAGGAGAUGUCCAGGUCGAUGCAGAGCAACACGAAGGAGAGCGUCGAGGAUUUGAGCAAGAGCGCGGAUAUUUCGGACACGAUCUUCAAGAUGGACUCGUUGGAGAUGGACACGAGUCGGUCGGAGUGCGUGCCGAAGGAGGAGGGCAGCGUGAAGGAGGACGUGAGCGGGGAGAGCAGGGGCAGUAAGAAGAAGAGGCGGAAAACUAAGAAGAAGAACGCGCCGAGGAAGAGCUCGAGCGUGAACCAGAUCUCGGUGGAGCAGGUGGACAAGAAUAAUGAUUCGGCGACGACGGAGCCGAGCUCGAUUGAGAGCAACGCGUCCGAUCCGGAGCUGAAGGAUUUGCAGAACCAUGACCGACCAGCACCAAGCCCAUCCACCAACAACAGAAAGAUCCGGGACCCGGACUUCCACUUCUUCAGCGAUACUGAGCUUACAACCAACGUCGUGGACUCUCGGGCGGACUCCCCCAUUCAGGUGGAAGCGGUGCAGUCAGAUUCGGAGUUCGAAGUGAAAAAUCGUAAAGACAACAACGUAAACAACGGCCAAAGCUGGGAGUGGGGCGGCUUCCCCAACGUCUCCCAGACCAACUCCCCCACCAGCGAGCAGGCCAUCACCAAGAACGACCAGUUCGCCCUCAGCAACGUCUUCUCGUUCAUGAAAAAAUCGCACGCCCACCAGAGCGAUGGCAUCUACUUAUCGGAGAUCAAUUCCGUCGAACCCGAGGUCCAGGCGCUCUACUUCUCCAAAUCCAAAGACAAGACAAACGCAGAUGCCGACAUGGAUUGUGAAUCAGGGAAUGGUCCCUCACUGGCGCAGAGCCCCAACAGUGCCGAAGGUUGCAAGUCGAUCGAUUCCGACUUCGACGAGCACAUCAAAGGAGGGCGCAACGACGUGACGUUGUCCCUAUGCGGCUGGGACCCAGAACCGGAUGCGGCACGUUUCGAGGAGCACGCAGUCACCUUCAGCGACUUCUGCAACAACCCCAUGCUCUUGGAGAACUCGAAUUUGGUGGUGAAUUUCCGCGGGAAGUACUACAACUGGAAAGUCGCCGCCCCCAUAAUCUCGAGUCUGAUGGUGUUCAACCGACCUCUCCUCCAGGCCUCGGUCGACCAGCUGUGCAACAUGCACAUGCCGUCGAACCAGUCGAUCAAAGACGUGACGAAGACGGAAGCCAAAACGUCGUGGUGGCACUGGCGGCGGUCCAAAACGUCGCGGGAGACCACGCCUGCCGUGGAAGCGCGGAAAACCGAAGAAACCAAAGAGACUUCGAUAGAGAUCGGCGACGACGAGCUGGUUGUGGUUACGCAGUCGCACGAGGAAAAGGAGGUCACUAUUGAGCUGUCGCCGAAGGCGCUCAACGAAAAGUGCAAGAAGACGUUGCGGUUAAGCUCGAAACAGAUCGCGUCGCUGAAUCUGAGGGAGGGCAUGAACGAGAUAGUCUUCAGCGUGACGACGGCGUACCAAGGGACCACCAGGUGCACUUGUCACUUGUAUAAGUGGAAGUGGGACGAUAAGAUCGUUAUUUCGGACAUCGAUGGGACCAUCACGAAGUCGGACGUCCUGGGGCACAUUUUGCCCAUCGUUGGUAAAGAUUGGGCGCAGUCUGGGGUGGCCCAGCUGUUCAACAAGAUAAAGGAUAAUGGGUAUAAGUUGUUGUAUUUGAGUGCGAGGGCGAUAGGCCAGGCCCGGAUUACGCGGGAGUAUUUGAAGAGCAUCAAACAGGGUAAUCUGACGAUGCCCGAUGGGCCCAUUCUCCUCAAUCCGACGUCGCUGAUCACCGCGUUCCAUCGAGAAGUGAUCGAGAAGAAGCCAGAGUUGUUCAAAAUUUCGUGUAUGAGUGAUAUCAAGGCGCUAUUUCCGGCCUCAUCCAAUCCGUUUUACGCAGGAUAUGGAAAUAGGAUCAAUGACGUAUGGGCGUAUAGAGCCGUGGGUAUUCCAAUAGUUAGGAUCUUCACCAUUAAUCCAAAAGGAGAGCUCAAACACGAACUAACUCAAACCUUCCAAUCGACAUAUUCCACCAUGACGUACUACGUCGACCAGUUGUUCCCGCCCCUCAUCGAAGCGGCCAAUGAUUACUCGCAGUUCGCGUACUGGCGCGACCCACUUCCGGUGGUCGACGAACUACCGGAAGUCGCGUAAAAUGGCGAUUCGUCUGCAUUUAUCGAUUCAGUAUUUAUUGUUGUGCUUUCGAUGUCCAUUACCUACCGUACGCGGCUUUUAGAUAAGUAGCUGUCACUGUUGUAUAUUAUAAUAAUAACGACAUUGUGAUAUACUGAUUACCAAUUUAUUGUUAAGGCUAGGCUUAAAUACUCUACUUGUAUACCGUUCGUGCGUUGCUUUUUCAUUAGUGAUUCACUUCGACAUUGUGAUAUUUUUUUUAUUUGUUAAGGGACACUAUAUUUUUUUUAUUAAGUUAUUGCAAUAAAUCUCUCAAAGUUU